This is a messenger RNA of Diutina rugosa, 2877 nucleotides long. RefSeq names its product hydrolase. NCBI's taxonomy places the organism in Eukaryota, Fungi, Ascomycota, Pichiomycetes, Serinales, Debaryomycetaceae. The record is from RefSeq and is a predicted model, not a curated record. Gene Ontology annotation, molecular function: steryl-beta-glucosidase activity. The transcript has a single exon. Gene Ontology annotation, biological process: ergosteryl 3-beta-D-glucoside catabolic process. The coding region runs from base 1 to 2877 and encodes 958 amino acids.
AUGAGUCGGGCUCGCCAGAUCAUCAACGACCGCAUGAGCAUCUAUGGCUUCGGACCCCAGGAAACCGCCCAUAUGCGCCCGCUACGCAAGCAAAUUCCCACCGACCAGCCGUUUGCCAAGGUAGACAACGAGUCCAACUGUGUGAUGCAGGUUAGCCCCCUCCACACUGAUAAGCACGGCAACAUAUUAAACGCUGACAACCAGUAUGUCCAGCUUAAAGGGAUCAAUGCCGAUGCCCUGAUGAAGCUUCCCAAGACCCCUCACAUGGCGCUGUAUGAAGGUGAUCUGAGUGAUGCAGAGCACGUCUUCUUUGAAGGCGACCACGUGACGUUUGUCGGCCGGCCGUGGCCGUUGGAAGACGCUCAUGAACAUUUGAUGAGAAUAAAACGGUGGGGGUACAACACCAUCCGCUACUUACUCACGUGGGAAGCGAUAGAACACGCCGGACCAGGGAAGUACGAUGAGGCAUUUAUCGAUUACACUAUAGCCACCCUCAAAAUCAUUCACGAGAUCGGUGGUCUCCACGUCAUUUUGGAACUCCACCAGGACGUGUGGAGUCGCUACACCGGGGGUCUGGGGGCUCCGAUGUGGACCAUCUACGCCGCCGGGCUUGAUCCCCGUAAAUUUAGUGUUACUGAAGCCGCAGUGCUUCACAACCAUCCUAAAUACCACCGUGCUGAGGACCCUGAAGAGUACUUCAAAAUGAUCUGGACGACCAACUACCAUCGGUUGGCGUGUCUGGUGAUGUUCACGUUGUUUUUUGCUGGCAAAACAUACUUUCCUGACCUCAAAAUCAACGGGGUCAACAUCCAAGACUACCUUCAAGACCACUACUACGGUGCCUUAAGACACAUAUGGAAGGCAGUCAACGAACGAGUACCAGAGUUGAUUACGAGUGGUAUGAUCAUCGGUGUCGAACUGAUGAACGAACCAAACGCGGGUUUAAUUGGCUACCCUCACUUGGGCGAAAUCCCCGCCCACCAGAACUUACGUGUUGGCACCACUCCUACGAUGUUCCAGGCGGUGAAAACGGCGAUGGGAUUUGCUUGUGAAGUUGAACUUUACAAGAUUUCCAUCACGGGGCCAGCAAAAAAGGGUAGCGUGCUUGUUGACCCUAAAGGGGUUCGAGCGUGGAUGCUGCCAGACGUGGCCGAAGUCAUCGAUACUCAUUAUGGUUGGAAGCGUCUGGAGAAUUGGAAGAUGGGCGAGUGUAUAUUUGAACAACAUCAGAUUUGGCGGUGGCACGCCGAUCUCGAUGUCACGAAGCUUGCAGAUAUGACUCCGCAAGAACGGCUCCGCGUCAGUAACGAGCAAACGAUCUUGUUGAAGCCUCACUACUUCUCCAAGAGAUUCCCCGAUCACGUAUACCCUGAAGGAGUUGAAGUUCCUGAGGAAGUUGACCAUGACUUCUUCUUGGAGCACCACUUCGUCGACUUCUUCCAACGCCAUAAGCAAGUUGUCCGUGAAGUUUGUCCCCUGGCAUUUGUGUUGAUGCAAUUCCCGGUACUUGAAAAGCCUCCGCUUCUCGUCAACGAUCGUCGACGCAUUGUUGACGAUAAGUUCAUAGCUACACCGCAUUACUACGAUGGGCUUUCGUUGAUGUUCAAGACCUGGAACCUGAAAUACAACGUGGAUACCCUUGGCAUCAUGAGGGGCAGAUACGCCAACCCGGUACUUGGGAUUGUGUUUGGGGAACGAGCAAUCCGCAACUGCCUCCGUCGACAAUUCAAGGAGAUCAAGCAAGAGUGCAAAGUUCGCUUGGGUAAGGUGCCAGUGCUUAUGCUGGAAACAGGGAUGCCCUUCGAUAUGGACGACAAGAAGGCGUAUCUGAACUAUCGUUACCAUUCACAAACCGCAGCGUUGGACGCGAUCUCGCAGGCAUUGGAAGGGUGUCAAAUGCACCACACUUACUGGGUGUAUUGCAGUAUCAACUGUCAUAAAUGGGGUGACCGCUGGAACAAUGAAGACUUUCUGUUUUGGUCCCCAGAGGACCAUGACCUUCCUAUCCACCACACCAACAACGAUGCUCUGCUGAGCUCGUCAUCAGUGUCGUCAAGUCAGAGAUCACUGAGACGUAACUCUGUCGGGCUCAGAAAUAAGGUCAGUGGUCGUAAAAGCCUGGUGGCUCUGCUUAUACUCGAAAGAAACUCUCGCAUCCGCUCUCGCAGAGCCAGUGCCGGGACUAAUGGCAAGCCAACGUCACCCCUCCAAAACCUGACCACUCCGGGAGAUGUUGCUGGGUUCAAAGAUUACAAGUUCUCACAAAAUGCCCUUGCCUUCUCUCGUGACGAGGAAGAGAUCGAACCCACCGAUUUGGCAGACAUCAAGCUGUUGACAUUGAACACCGGCGAGAACGGCAGCGAAGGCAAUGGGUGGACCGAGGCUGUAGCCACUGCUGCUGCUGCUCCCAGCGAAGAAGAAGAUUGCACCAUGAUACCCACCACCCGAGAGAAUGUCGGCAAGAAACACCUUUCUCGCGAUUACCCUUCCGCCGACGGGGUGCGAGCAGUAAACGCUGUGGUGAGACCGUUUGUCGUCCAGUCUCCCGGUAUCCCCAUCACUACUGAGUUUGAUAUGAAUGAAGUCAAGUAUCUCCUCACCGUCAAACUUGAUUUCAGUGACCCUAAUUUAUCGUCGCAUCCGACAAUCAUCUUUUUGCCCCGCUGGCACUUCCCCUUCGUCAACUCUGGCGACAUUCAUAUUCUGGGGGGCCACGUCAAAUACCACGAACGUCUCGAGUACCUUGAAUGGUACCACGAGCGAGAAGAUGUCGAUAGCGACGGCGUGGAUGAGGCUUCUAUCAUGAUCCGCAAUAAGCUGGGACCGAUCACUGAGGUCCGUUACGAUUUCAGGAAGGGCUACUGUCACAUCACUUGA